AGUGUCUUAAAAGUGGUGUGACAAAAUCAUAAAAAACAGAGAGAUAAAAGUGUCAAAAUACAUAUUAAUUUACAUACAAAUAACAACAAUAAACACAAAACGGGCGCGAAAAUAAUCACAAAGCAAUUGCGGGCGCGAUCCUAAAACCAAAUUUAAUCUUACAAGUUUAUACAAACAACACAUACGGGCGCGAAUUAACAAAAACAAAUACACAAAGGCAACACCUAGCAUACAAACUCAGAAACAACAGAGGACAAAGGAAUCGGAAAGAAACACAGAAGAACACAUAGACGUACAUACACGUAACUAAUUACCCACUCGCAAGUACAUAUAUUCCCCACAAGCCCUUGGAGGAAAUCAAAAUUAACAUGGAUGUGGAUACGCCAACUACUCCCACGCCAACUGUGCGGUCGGCUACCAACGUGCCACGCACGGGGCCUACCCCAACGCCCCGAUCUGCAGCUGCAACUGCCCCUGCAAGCGCACCUGCAACGACACCUAGGUCAGCACCAGUUCCUCGCGGUGGCACGCGACCUUCACCGACGCUAUCAUCGCCGCCUUCAGAGGCACAUCGUAUACGAUGUCCCAUUUGUCGGCGCCCACAUCGUCUGCAACAUUGUGGGAUUUUCAGGAGUAUGCGACCGUUACAACGACAACAAGUUGCCCAGGCACAUGGGCACUGUCUAAAUUGCCUAUCGCAUACGCAUGGGACUCAAGAGUGUGUGUCCACGGGUCUGUGCCAAAUGUGCAGCAGACCACAUCACACACUCCUUCAUCGCACCUCGAGGCGCGACGUUGGUCGGCCACCUACUCUGCGGAUCCGCGCAACAGGACCUCGACCCUCCAUUCGUGCGGUACACCCGCGGAAUGUAACCCCACGGCGUCGACAGCCUAGACCGCAACCACGUCGUUCCAAUGGACUGAGCAGCGUUGUGGAAACGUUACAACAGCUGCAGCGGCUACUAGGCUAA
Messenger RNA from Bactrocera oleae (olive fruit fly), 971 nucleotides. Lineage: Eukaryota; Metazoa; Arthropoda; Insecta; Diptera; Tephritidae. The record is from RefSeq and is a predicted model, not a curated record.